This is a messenger RNA of Penicillium verhagenii, 561 nucleotides long. RefSeq lists its product as uncharacterized. The record is from RefSeq and is a predicted model, not a curated record. Lineage: Eukaryota; Fungi; Ascomycota; Eurotiomycetes; Eurotiales; Aspergillaceae. The coding region runs from base 1 to 561 and encodes 186 amino acids. The transcript has a single exon.
AUGAAGCGUCAAAGGGUCACCGGACCGUCGGAUGAUGGACUCUUGCGGAGAGCUUAUGCGGAUACAAUCAUUCCCCGCGUCAUGGGGGCAGCAGCGAAAACCAAAAAACGCCCCUUCGACCAAAAAGCAUUCAAGAAGGAUGUGAAGCAAUAUUACGGCCUACCAACUCAUCCAAAAGAUCACUCCUUCUGUCAUGUUCUCUGUUUUGCUGUACCCGCCAGUUUUGUCAAGGCCGCUCAUUUGGUACCUAAGUCCUUGAGCGAGCCAGAAGUUUCCCACAUCUUUGGGGUACAAGAUGGCGUCCUCACUGAUCCACGCAAUGGUAGGAAAGCGCUCUCCCAAAGACUUUGGCCGUCCGGCGCAGAGUAUUUACACAAAUAUACUCUCCAAACCCUCGCGCGAUGUGUAUCGGGUUUUGAGCUUCCUGAUGAGUUUGUCGUGGAUAAGACUUUCAAAGAUCCAGUCAAUGAAUCUUGCUGCAUAUAUACCGGUAUGAUUCUUGGGGCCGACAUUAGAGAUACUGCCACGGAUACCCGUGGCGAUGGUGGGAAUGAUGAGUAG